AGGGGAUCCUGCACAUUUGUACCCACAACAAUCGCGCACGCUUCACCGGGUCUGACCGAGACCCCCCCAAGACACAGCCCCUCUCCUUGACUCGCCGCCGCACCGCCGUGGCCCACGUAUGCCGCAGCAAGCUCCAUCACACACGUACCAUAUCUAUAAUUAUACCCAUCUGUUCCUUUAAACGCACAUGCACCCACAUGCGCCUGCACAUCCAGCCAUGUCACCCUGUCUGCCCCAAAUGGGCUGCGCUCCCACCUCUGUACCUCUGAGCGGUGUCCGGUCUCAAGCCUUCAAUCGCCACACUGUGGCCGCCCAUGUGGACGCCUUCAGCCGGACCUUUCGCACGGUGCUAUCGGAUCUUGAAGACCAGGACCUGGUACUCAGCCACCUGGUUGCCCUAGAGGUGGACACAGCUGUGGCCGCUGGACCUGGCGGCUUGGAUAAGGUCCCGCCCUACUUUCUGGUUCUUCAUCGUGAUGGUAUUGACUCGUCGUGCUAUCAGUGCGCCUUCAUCCUCGAGAGCUCCUCAUCACUGCCGGACAUCGCCAUUUUGUCAGCGGUGCUGGCUCGCAUCGUAGCCAUAGCACAGAACUUGGUUCUCUCGCCAACGGGCGGCACAGCGACCGUCGACCAGUCCGUGCUCAUCGCGCUUGCGGGAUCCGAUGGAGCCACAGUGGCCUAUUAUGAGCUCUCCUCCGGUGUGGCCUAAAUGCGAGUCCCCCAUCUGCCCUUGGCCUGGGGAAGAAGAUAAAAAGAAUAAUCCCUUCC
Messenger RNA from Fonticula alba, 768 nucleotides. RefSeq lists its product as hypothetical. The coding region runs from base 188 to 709 and encodes 173 amino acids. The record is from RefSeq and is a predicted model, not a curated record. The transcript is spliced from 4 exons. Lineage: Eukaryota; Rotosphaerida; Fonticulaceae.